GCUCCCCCUGCUCAUGCAAUUGAUGGUUUUUUUGCUGCUUUGCAGGAAGAUGAUCUAAUGGAUGAGGCGAAAUCGCUGAAAGCGGUUAGUGAUGAAUUAAAAGCAAAUGGUUGUCCUCUUUUUGGAGGUAAAUACUGUGAACGGCUACCGCAACAUAUCAGGGAUAAAGCUGCUGAAUUGGAUAAACGUUUGGAUUCGUUGCUGUCCGGAUUUCCGAAUUUCAAAAGUAGCAUUCGCAUGAAAGAAUACGAUUUUUCGUUAAAAUGCAAUGCUGUGUGGUCGUCUGAUGCAGUUGCAUAUCGUUGCAUCACAUGCGCCUACAAUCCAUAUUGCUUUCGGCUAGCUGGUCAUGAGGGGCACGAUUCGAAUCGAUUUUUUUCGCAAGCGGGUGGCGCCUGUGAUUGUGGAAAUGCGGAUGUUUUGAGAGAAUCCGGGUUUUGCUAUCGACAUGGACCGAAUGCACGUCGACCUCCGGCACCCUCGGCCGAUAUUGUAUCACUCAAUGAAUUCAUCAUUCCGAAACUCUUUGUUCGACUCUUUCUCUUUUUCCGUGGUUGGAAAAGGAAUUACAAUCUAAAAAAUGAGCAUUUGAGCGAGGAAACCUUCAGUAAUCAGCUUGUUCAUCGUGCACACAUUCUGAUCGAACUCAUCCAGGAAUUGGUUGAUUACGGAGGCCCAAUUCGUGAUCUUAUCAUCAGAAUACUACUGGAUCGUGGAUUAUAUCAUGAUUUGACGAAGCGUACGUCUGAAGAUGACAUACGAGUUCGUUUCGAUAGUAGGAACACUGAUAUUGACUAA
Gongylonema pulchrum is the source of this 798-nucleotide messenger RNA. Lineage: Eukaryota; Metazoa; Nematoda; Chromadorea; Rhabditida; Gongylonematidae. The record is from the annotation of a GenBank genome assembly.